Molecule: messenger RNA, 1136 nt
Organism: Drosophila elegans
Lineage: Eukaryota; Metazoa; Arthropoda; Insecta; Diptera; Drosophilidae
Exons: 1
Coding region: 154-873 (239 amino acids)
Source: RefSeq, a predicted model, not a curated record
GUUUAAAAUUUUCUGAAGAUAUAUGAUAUACUGUCCAAAUUUAUCCAUAAGAAUAAGGAACAAGGAAAACUUGAGCAAGCUAAAGGAAAAAUAAUGAAAUGAGAAGCAAAUUUGUUUGAAAAAACUCGUCCCCAAGGUAAUGAAUCCCAAAAAAUGAAUCCAGCCUGCAGAGUGAGCCUGGAGAGCACGGAGUGCCAGGAGUGGAUGAACGAGGUGUGCGCCCACUGCGCCCAUCUGCUGCCCAGUGCGGAGCAGGCGGAGCUCUGGGACAAAUGGUGGGCGGACGACCUGCCCGCUCCCUUCAAGAACCGCGUUAACCUGAUGACCGCCUACGAUUGCCACAAGUUGCGCAAGGAUGUGGCCCGCCAGGUGGCGGCUCUCGGGGAUCAGGAGCGGUACGAGGGCGCCAACGACCACGACUGGUGGUCCGUCUAUCGGGAUAUCCUCAUGAUCCCGGUGUUGGUUUCCGUGCUGAUCGCUAUUGUGUGCGCCCUUCGAAUCCUCUGCAAUGCCCUCCAGCGUUGUUCAACACCAAUGCGCAUGGAAUAUCCUCCUCCGGCGGAGUUGAAGCCUGAGAAAGGGCAAACAACACCGUCCACGCCAACUGAUGUGGUGAGCCCGCCCCGAAAAGAUCCCAACAAGCCGUCCAAGUCGUCCAAGCCGUCCAAGCUGCCCAAGUCCUUCAUCUCCUUUGGCCGAAACACCGAUCCGCGCACCCGUUUCGGUCCCUACAAGCACCAGAAGCUGCUGAAGACCUCCUCCCUGCAGGAGCUCCAGCACCAGUUGAAAGCAAAGCCAGUACCCCGACCGGCGGAGAAAAGCGACCAGCACUCCGAACAGCAAUCGACGGAAAACAAAUCGGCCACAAAAUAACCGUCGAGGGAGCGCUGGCCAAAAAAUCGAAAACAAAUCCGAAGGCUGUCGAAGCUGUGCUCAAUCGCGGAUAAGAUUUAUGAAAUGUGUUCCGCCCCGAUUUGUUCUCGUUUUCCUGGUUUGCCUCUAGUUGGUUUGCGUUUCCCUUUUUUAUGUAGCCGUUCAGCGGCGAAACACAAAAACAAAUAAAUAUUGAAGCGGAGGUACAGUGGUUUUCGAAUGGCUCAAAAGCCUUACCAAAGUGCUGUCCUAAACUAAAAAUA